Molecule: messenger RNA, 1238 nt
Organism: Priapulus caudatus
Lineage: Eukaryota; Metazoa; Priapulida; Priapulimorpha; Priapulimorphida; Priapulidae
Product: cytochrome P450 2U1-like
Exons: 5
Coding region: 70-1134 (354 amino acids)
Biological process (GO): xenobiotic metabolic process
Cellular component (GO): cytoplasm; intracellular membrane-bounded organelle
Molecular function (GO): iron ion binding; heme binding; oxidoreductase activity, acting on paired donors, with incorporation or reduction of molecular oxygen, reduced flavin or flavoprotein as one donor, and incorporation of one atom of oxygen
Source: RefSeq, a predicted model, not a curated record
UUGCUCAGUCAAGGUCCAGCAUGGAAGGAAAAUCGCCGUUUCUCCUUAACAUGUUUACGAGAUUUCGGUAUGGGUCGCUUCACGAUGGAAGCAAAGAUCAUGGAAGAGGUGACCGUCUUCUUGGACAUACUUGAGCAAGAGGAUCGACACAGCGGCUUCGACGUGCACAACCAUCUGACCGUCAGUGUUUCAGCUAUUAUCAGCUCUCUUAUUUUCGGCAAGCACUUCACACACGACGAUCCUUACUUCGUUCGCUUACUGGAUUGUCUGUAUAGACUAUCUAAAGUGGUCACUCCCGACGCUUCCAACUUCAUACCGGGGAUCAGCCUCCUGCCAAACAGCAACUUUAGAAGGUUUAAAACGUAUUACAACGAAGUGAAGACAGAUUUCUUUGAGAAGGAAAUAGCCGAACACACGGCAAGAUUAGACACCGAGAAUCCUCGCGAUUUUAUUGACGUCUACCUGACGAAGAUGAUCGAACUGCGGAAGGCAGGAAAACACACGACCUUCUCAGAGGAGCAGCUGCUCGUGCUGGUCAGUGAUAUCUUCGGCGCGGGAUCCGAGACGACCACAACCACGCUAAAAUGGGCCUUCCUCUACAUGAUCCGACAUCCAGACAAGCAGAGCAAGGUUCAGGAAGAGUUGGAUCGUGUGAUAGGAAGAAGUCGACUGCCGUGUCUGAAUGAUCAGGCUAGUUUGCUCUACACACAGGCCACCUUGUUCGAAGUAUUUCGAAGAAGUUCCGUUGUUCCUCUGGGAGUCUUUCAUGCUGCGGUGAAGGAGACAACCUUAGCCGGAUACAGAAUUCCAGAGGGAGCUAUCAUCGGUCCGAAUCUGUGGGGAAUCCACCACGACCCCGCGCUCUGGCAGAAUCCCAACGAAUUCCAACCGGAACGAUUCCUGGAUUCGGAUGGAAACCUGAUGAAACCGGACACGCUGCUGCCGUUCUCUGCUGGACUGCGAACGUGUAUCGGCGAGCUUCUUGCCCGCCAGGAGGCGUUCCUCUUCUUUGCCAGCGUUCUGCAGAGGUUUAAUCUCGUGCCGCCAGAGGGCGGGCCUGUUCCAGAAGACAGUGGUUUGUUGAGCAUUGUUCUGGCAUCCAAGCCUUACAAAAUGCGAGCCAUCGUCCGUUAGGUUGCUUAUAAUUCUUAAUAAUCUGUUAACAUAAUCGGAGAGAUGUCGGCUAAUUAUUCCCGCUAUUGGGGUAAAAAUAAAAGUAACACCGUUACACGUAAGAA